GUUACUUUCAGGACAUUCCUCCCAGUCGAGUUUUCAUUCCUCUGGGAAACGAGUCAGCACCUCCUACUGAUCAGCUGAUCAUUCACGAUUCCAAUUGGAAAGGCGCCCGUGAAAACCCGGAGGUUUUGGAAUCGCUGAUUCAAGACGAGUUGGCGAACAACUACAUCGAGGAGGUCCCUCUGGAGGAGGCUCGGCGACGCUGGGAGCAUGUCGCAGUGGGGAAGCUAAAUGUGGUGAUAGUUCCAGAGAAGAAUCCUCGUCUCACAGUGGACGAGACGAUUUCAGGAGUUAACCCGGCAUGCAGCAUCCCUGAGCGCUACAAUCUACCCGGCCUUUCGGAUCUCCAGGCGGGUUAUCCUCUUCGGGGUCCAGCUUCGGCGCUAGGCGUCUUUUCUCUGGACGUCAAGGCAGCUCAUAAAUCCAUUCUUUUGCGGGAGCAGGACAGAGGUCUGGCUGGCAUCACUUUUCAGGGCCGGACUUUCUUCUACAGGGUUAUGCCGUUCGGCAUGUCAUGCAGCGCAUACUGGUGGCAGCGGUUGUCAGGCUUCCUGGUAAGGACGUGGCACAGUCUUCUGUGGCUGAGCCACUUCCUCAGCAUGUACGUUGACGAUCUCAUCUUGGCAAUGCAGACUGGUGCCUUGGACAUAUCGGCGUGCCUAAUCCUGGCCUUUGCGGCAGUUUUCGGGGUGCGCCUCUCGUGGCCUAAGCUACAACUGGGGUCUUCGGUAGUCUGGAUCGGAUGGAGCCUGAACUACAGGGCAGGAACGGUUCAGGUUACUGCAGCAAAGAAGGAGAAACUUUCACGUGUCCUUCGCCCUCUUUUGGGAGAGGGCAGAGUGGAGCUCCGUGAGCUUCAGAAAGCUCUGGGAUUGCUGCAGUGGCUCACGCAAUUACACGUGGAGCUGCGUCCUUGGCUGUCAGUUCUGUACGAUGACGCCACUCGCACGGCCAUUCCUCUGGGUUCAAAGCUGAUAAGCGCUCGCCACGUCGACAUCACAUGCAAGGCUGAUCUGCGUAAGGUCCCUCUGACUUCUAAAAGGAUUUGGCUGCGCAUUGCAGAUCCACAGGCACGUUUUCGUCGGCUCUCCAAACUGAGUCGGAAGCUGCUAUCUUUCUGGUACGAUUGGAGCCAGUCUUAUCACUUCCAUGAAUGCCUUCAUUUGCCUCCGCGACGUCUGGAUUGUGUCAUGGCGGCGGACGCAUUUGCUUCGGGCGAAGAGCUGGGUAUUGGCGGUUUCAUCCUGGCUCGCAACCAGUGUGGUUCAGCGAAAGGUACAACUUAUCUGACUUCAAGUACCUUGAUCUGCCUCUUCAUCGUGAUGCCCAGAGGGACAUAUCCUGCUGGGAAACACUGGCUCAAGUGGGCCUGCAAUUUGCGCGAAACUUCUGACGACGAAGACUCCACUUUGCUUUUUUGCGCAACUGGUAGCUAUGGUCAGCACGCGAAGCAGAUCUACUUUCACGCUGGGACACCCAAGCUCCUCUUGGAGAUCGCUGGAAUCUUGAUAUGCGAUACCGCUUUUCUGUUCAGGAUUUCUUUGAGCAACGGCAUGAUGUCAGAAUUUUCCCUGCGGAUUCCAGAAUACUCUGGAAGCUCCCGCGGUGAGAUCGCAGAUGCUGUGGAUGGUCAUCCCGGAAUGACUUCCAUCGCUGCGGGACAGCUUCAGUGCGCAACAGGCUUCUUUUCUGAGAGCCAUGUCCGAGUUUCUUUAAAGACCGGUGUACGCCUCACUUAA
Molecule: messenger RNA, 1736 nt
Organism: Symbiodinium necroappetens
Lineage: Eukaryota; Dinophyceae; Suessiales; Symbiodiniaceae
Source: the annotation of a GenBank genome assembly